This is a messenger RNA of Telopea speciosissima, 2068 nucleotides long. RefSeq names its product protein EMSY-LIKE 3-like. Lineage: Eukaryota; Viridiplantae; Streptophyta; Magnoliopsida; Proteales; Proteaceae. The record is from RefSeq and is a predicted model, not a curated record. Gene Ontology annotation, cellular component: nucleus. Gene Ontology annotation, biological process: defense response to fungus. The transcript has 10 exons. The coding region runs from base 363 to 1850 and encodes 495 amino acids.
AAAUAGAUUUCAAGUCCGGGUUUUUCCCUUGCAUUCCCCCUCGCUGCCCUUACCUGACUCUGGUCGGUUUCGCUCCUUUCUCCCGUCGCUCGGUGUUUCAAGUUGAUUUUUUGUCACUAUCGCAUGAGAAAUAUCUCUCUUGCGCUUCAAAAUCUCGUUUGAAUCUUCGCUUCGGAGCUGUAUAGGUUAUUGGAGUUUCUACCAAGAGGAAUGUAGAGGGAGAUCGAUAACAUUUCGGCCAUGCUCGAUCACAGCUUUUCUUCCUGAAGAGUCGUCAUCCCUUUCCUCGGCUAUUUUGGCGUUCGGGGUGAAUCCUGGGGUGCAUUCUGUCGGAGUGAACAUCUGGUUGGUGGAACCAGGCUAUGGACUACGGACUUUCCGACAGCAGUGGAACCGAUGAUGAUUUGCCUCCAUCACAUCAGAACAGGGUUCAUAGAGGGGGUCGUGUUGCGGGGAAUGGGAGGUCUACUGUUGUUGGUUCUGUCCCUUACCCUAGAAUUCAUAGUGACAUGGAGACACAGAUCCACCAACUUGAGCAAGAAGCAUACAGUUCGGUCCUACGGGCUUUUAAAGCUCAGUCUGAUGCCAUUACUUGGGAGAAGGAAAGUUUAAUAACAGAACUUAGAAAAGAGCUGAGGGUAUCAGAUGAGGAACACAGAGAGCUUUUAGGCAGGGUAAAUGCAGAUGAUAUCAUCAGGAGGAUAAGGGAGUGGAGAAAAUCAGGUGGACACCAAACUGGCUUGCUCAGUAAUGCUCAACCUGUUCAUGAUUCGAUACCCAGUCCGUCUGUGUCAGCAUCUCGCAAGAAACAAAAGACAUCACAGUCUGUACCUUCUCUAUCAUUGGGUGCGCCAUCCCCAUCUUUGCAUCCUCAGACAGUAGCUGGGUCGAUGCAGCCAUCAUCAUCUGCUGCAAAACGAGGAGCUGCGGUAGGAGCUAGGGGCAAGAAGCCUAAAUCAGGUCAGACAAUGCCUGGUGUAUCGUCAAUGAAGUCCAUGCAGUACCCCUCUACAGGCCCAACUGGGAGGGGCCAAGUUCCUAAUCGUGUUUCCUCUGGUGCCCUGGUUACAAAUGAACCAGCUGAAGCAGCAGCAUUUGAUCCAUUGAUUGGGCGGAGAGUGAAGACAAGAUGGCCUGAAGAUAACAACUUCUAUGAAGCUGUCAUAACCGAUUACAACCCUGUUGAAGGACGGCAUGCUCUAGUCUAUGAUAUAAAUACACCAGAUGAGACGUGGGAAUGGGUUAACCUCAAAGAGAUCUCAGCGGAGGAUAUUCGAUGGGAAGGUGAGGAUCCAGGAAUCUCUCGUCGAGUGGGCCGUGGUGGACCAGGCCGUGGGGUUAAGAAGUCCAUUGGUCGUGGUGGUGCUCUUCCAGGUGCAGGAAGAGGGAGAGGGACUGCAAAGGGUCAGUCCAAGAAAGACUUCCCACCUUCUCAGAAUGGAAUUGGGAAGAAAGCUUCAGAUGAUAUUGAAAUACUCCACACGGAUACUCUAAUUAAGGAGGUGGAGAGGGUUUUUAAUGCUAGUCAUCCUGAUCCUCAUGAGAUGGAGAAGGCUAAAAAACUGCUAAAAGAGCAUGAACAGUCACUUAUUGAUGCAAUCGCAAGACUGGCAGACGCAUCGGAUGGAGAAAGUGAUGAUGGUGAACACUUUGGGCAUGAGCAAUCAAUGGACAGAGAGCGAGGGUGGAGAAACAGGCCAUAUGGUGGUAAACAGCACACAACAGAUUUUGAUGAUGAGAUGGGCAGGGCAGGCAGAGAUGAUGGUUCAGAUGGUGAUAGAAUGGCCGGUGAAGGUAGAGUUGCUUCAGAUGAUCGCCACGACGGGGAUGAUGGUGAAGAUGACGUCUAAUUUUUAGUGGAAUUGACACCUUGGGUCUCUACAUCCACUGUAUAAUGCCAAAGUUAAUGUUUUUUUUAUAUCCAACCCAUGCGGAAAAACCUCUCCAGUCAGUAGCAAAAAAUGUGAUGGGUUGAGAUCUCAUUUAUCCAGUGGAAAGUCAGUCACCAGCAAAGCUGGGAUGCCAUGUAAAAUUAUUUGAGCAGCGAAUAACCUGCGACUCUGUAGCC